GACACCCUGUACCAGCCUCUACACCUCUCCCUCCCGCCAAAUGAGGGCCACUGCAUUUGUUACCCACGUCGGCCCGUGAAUCAUGCUGGUCGGCCCAUCACGAAAUUAUGCCCCUGCUCGCGCGACCAAAUUACGCUACAUGUAAUUAGGAUAGUCGUCCGGACACGACGGCAAACGAUAAAUAGGAGAUGCGUUCCUUUCGUUUGGACGACACGCGCACAUCAAGUAUCCUCGCUUCAUGAUACAUGUAUCGAAGCCCCUCGACCUAAUAAGUCGGCUCCUUUCCCUGUGCUGGUCAACCUCAACACCGAUCAUCAUACUCCCAAUCCAACAUGCCGCCACCUGCGUCUUCAAUUGUCAAACACGAAGAGGUCGUGCUUGCCUUGGCCAACAUCGUUCUCCCCGAUGCGCGACAGUGGUUAAGUGUUCAGUCUUUCCGCGAUGGUCGGAGCGGUGACGCGGUCGCCUUCGUCCUCGACAAGAGUGCACAGAACGCUGCUGCUCCUUUGAACCGCGCGAUUACCCCUCGGCGAUACCCGAAAGCAAGCCAGCAACACUACCCGGGCUCCGCCUUCUUGAGGUGCUGGCACUGCAGACUCUCUGGGGAUAGCUGCGUCGUACCCAGGGAUAGCACUCGCUGCGACUACUGUCUCGAUAGAGACCUCUGCUGCAACGCGAACCAUCAGGUCCAAUAUUUUACCCAUCCUACUCGCCGCACUGCAAUUCUACAUGCCCUGGUACAGUUCUCAUACGACUGGGAUGCUCGUAAUCGCGGGGUAUGGCCACCGAUGGUCCACGACCCUCGCGUACCGACCCGUCUUUUUGAUCACGCGCGUGCGCCCUUCCUCAACGUCCCCGAACUCGAACGAGAAGUCCUCCAGAACAGCCUCACCACGCUCUGGCACUACACGCCUCCACUGCCAGAACGAGCUUCCAGCGCUGCACCACGGGCCCCCAGGAGCCCAUUGGAAAUCCGCCGCCGACUUGCGACUAGUCUACAACCAGGCCCAUAGGGAGAGAACAACUCCCGGCAAAAGAGUACGUGCGAGUCACGCUUCUCGAUGCUUCUGCUCCUCGUUGUAAAG
Molecule: messenger RNA, 1085 nt
Organism: Ceraceosorus guamensis
Lineage: Eukaryota; Fungi; Basidiomycota; Exobasidiomycetes; Ceraceosorales; Ceraceosoraceae
Exons: 2
Coding region: 333-1013 (226 amino acids)
Source: RefSeq, a predicted model, not a curated record